Molecule: messenger RNA, 1974 nt
Organism: Podospora bellae-mahoneyi
Lineage: Eukaryota; Fungi; Ascomycota; Sordariomycetes; Sordariales; Podosporaceae
Exons: 1
Coding region: 1-1974 (657 amino acids)
Source: RefSeq, a predicted model, not a curated record
AUGAGCAACGUUGAUAACAGCCUAGAUUUCUUCCCUCGCCCCGCAUUGGCUCGCUGCGCCUCACACCGCAAACCUUCACCUUUGACCUCAACGGCUAUGGCUUCAUUACCACCAUACCAGUACCAACCGCUCGACCUCGAUGCCGACUCGAUCCGUCUCGUCCGACUAUGCAAAGGAUUGUCCAAUGAGCAGAUCCACUGCGAGCUUCUCGAGACCUACGUCCAUGCCUCCAUAGGCGUUCCAUACGAAGCACUCUCGUACACAUGGGGAACCAUAGAUCGAGAGGAAUCCAUCAUUGUUGGCCGCAAUUCAACCUUGCAGGUGACGGAGAACCUGUAUACCGCCCUCGUGAACCUCAGACACCCACAUACUGAUAGGUUAUUGUGGAUUGAUGCGGUAUGCAUCGAUCAAAACAAUGACAAGGAACGGGGCCACCAGGUUGGUCAAAUGAGGAAAAUCUAUCAGAAUGCCGAGGAGGUCCUUGUGUGGCUGGGUCCCGGAAGAACUGCUGAAGCACAGUUGGCCAUGAAGUUCCUGGAAGAUGUCAAUGAACAGGUUUCGGCAACUGACCAACUGUGGAGCUGGAAACUUCGUCGAGAAAAUUGGAGGUCAGAAUUGAAUUGGCGGAAAAGGAAGUUUUUGGAGCGGCUUCCAGACACGACAUUGGCAGAGUACCGGGGAGCUUUGGAGGGCCUGCUUGCGAGUCCUUGGUUUAGACGCGUCUGGAUCAUUCAGGAGGUUGCCUGCUCAAAGAAGGCCAGAAUUAUGUGUGGCCGAAAGAGCAUACCAUCGAGGACGUUUGCUAUUGCGCCAGAGUUUCUCGAUUCCGCGGUCGAUGAUCAUGUGCAGGCAAUCCUUGAUGUGAUGCCGGGCUUCCGAAGGUCUGAAUCGUGGUGGAGUCACACUCGGACUCUGGGAAUUCUCUUACGGAAAUUCAGAGAGAGUCAAGCGACUGACAUUCGAGACAAGGUCUUUGCGCUACUUGGUAUGGCGCCGGACGCAGAAGCCGAGAUCACGCCAGACUAUGAAACGGAUACCCGGCAGAUUGUCCAAAAAACAGCCUCCUUUCUUGUAUUCGGGAAGGUUGUUGAUAAGAAAACAUACGAGUUUCCGUUGUGGUCAUUGCGUGAGCUGCCUGAGAAGACGGAUGAGAUGGUCGAAGAAGCGCUUCACAGAAUGAUGAGCGGAGGAGGGAUCUUAUCAACCGAUGUCUGGAUACAUGUUCCCGUCAGCCUUGAUCCUGCCGACUUGCUAAACGGUUGGAAUACUCGUGGCGAGUAUGGCCAGUAUAGCACGGGCUUUGUGCGAUGGAACGAUCAGCGAAUCCUAAUGAAGCUUGCGAGAUUCGUUUUUCGAGAGGCAUUAGACACUCUCGCUUUGCUAGGGCCCGAACCUAACCUUGGCCAAAAAGCGUCUCGACCGUCAGUGUCACUAGCUGUAUGCCUGGCAGCCCAGUAUCAGCAAUGGAAGGUUGUGAAGUUGCUGAUCGGGUAUUCGACAGCUGUUCGAAAGUCGGAUAUGGACAGCCUUGAAUCGCCGGGGCUGACAAGAGCUAUCUGGAUGACAGCUUGGAAGCGUCACUUGAAGAUGAUACGCCUGAUCAAAUAUGGCGUGGACCUCGAUGCAAAGUGGGAACAUGGAGAUUUGGAGCGAGCAGAUGCAAUUGAUCUUUUCAAUGCCCUUGUUGUGGUCGACGGCGCCUCUGAUUCAGCUCUGCCCGAGUUUGACGACUCUGGAACCAAUCUGAUUGGUUGGUGGCAUAUCUAUGUUCGAGAGGUCAAGAUUAUGGAAUUGCUGGCAGCCCGUGGUGUCCCGUUGGACCAAAUUUGGGCGUUUCCGAAUCGCAAGAACUGGGUUAGUAAUGCGCCCAGAAUUGUCGAAACGUUUAUCAUGCAUGGUAUGGAAAUUGGACCCGUGUGCAAAGCUCUUUGCAAAGCUUCGGGUGUUGGGGUGGUAGACAGCUAUGAGGCUUGA